AUGACGUGCAAAAAUAAAAACAAAAAUUCAUUUUCCCCGCCGCGUGGACAUCCAUCGAUCGACAACAACAACAACUACUCACACGCAAAACCCUUUCUCUCUCUUUUUCACUACAAACAGGCCGCGUCUUCUAAAUCUCGCGCUCGAACCGCCGGCGGUCGAGGAUCGGUCGUCCAAACCAAAGCGUUUUUCAACUUUGGUGGUAAGAAGAAAGAAGCAGCCGGGCAACCGAUGGUGUGCAUCGACUGCGGAUAUAUUUACAGAGGUGAUUUCAGCGCGUUGCCGAACUCGUACAGAUGCCCGACUUGUGGGGUCGGGAAGAACAGAUUCAAAGCCGCGAUGACGCCGGCGGUUGGUGUCGCGCCACCGAAAAGACAGGCACCGACCUUUAACACCGCGGGCGUCUUAGCCGAAAAGAAGAGAAACAAGGAGGCGUUCCGAGCGAGAAGAGCGGCGGCGGGUAAGGCGAAGAGUCCGAGAGAGUUGGCGAGAGAGAAGAUGCUCGAGGAGCAAGCGAAGAAGGACUCCAAGAAAGGAGGUGGUUUCUUCGGUCGCUAA
Molecule: messenger RNA, 558 nt
Organism: Bathycoccus prasinos
Lineage: Eukaryota; Viridiplantae; Chlorophyta; Mamiellophyceae; Mamiellales; Bathycoccaceae
Exons: 1
Coding region: 1-558 (185 amino acids)
Molecular function (GO): iron ion binding
Source: RefSeq, a predicted model, not a curated record